Psylliodes chrysocephalus is the source of this 1586-nucleotide messenger RNA. The record is from the annotation of a GenBank genome assembly. Lineage: Eukaryota; Metazoa; Arthropoda; Insecta; Coleoptera; Chrysomelidae.
UUUAAAAAUAAAGAUUACAUUAUUAGAAAAUUUUAAUCACAUUUUAAUUAUCUUUUGGAAUUGAUUGUGGAGAGAAAAUGUCUCUAAAAAGCACGUUUUUUAUUUUUAUCACACUUUUUCUAACUAUUUCUGUUGACAAAGGUUUUUCUAUAAAAUGCUGGGACUGUAGAUCGGAUCUGGACCCAAAUUGUGGGGAUCAGUUUACCAAUGUAUCGGUUGUCUUGUCAGAUUGCUCGCUGGUGAGUUCUUAUGAUUGGCAAGGGAAUGAAGUAGAUCCACAUACUUGUUUAAAAAUUGUUCAAAAAGGUAAUGGGAAAACAGUGACAAUUAGAAGAUGUGCAUUUUUAAAUGAAUUUAAUAAUACCAAUAAUGGAGAAUGUACAUGGAAAGAAGGCACUGAUUUUGUUGCAUUGGAAACCUGUAGGCCAAACGAAUGUAAUGUCAAGACUUGUAGUAGCUGUAGCACAGAAUAUUGUUCAUGCAAUAGCAAAGACGCUUGUAAUUCAUCUAUGAAUUUAAAUGUGUCUUGUUAUGUUAAAGUUAGCAUUAUUUUUUUCAUUUGCAGCUGUUAUUUUUCAUAUUUUAUAUAACACAGAUUUUCGUUUUGUAAAUUAUAGGGUAAAAAAUUGUUUUAAUAUUAUUUUUGAGAUUUUAUACCAAAUAAUUUAAAAGUAAUUUUUGAUAUUUGUUUAUUUUUAGAGAUUUUCUAUUUUUAUAUACCCACACUUGUGAUGUAGCUGUAACACAUAAUAUUGUUCUUGCAAUAACAAAGAGGCUUGUAAUUCAUCUAUGAAUUUAAAUGUGUCUUGUUAUGUUAAAAUUAGCAUUAUUUUUUUCAUUUGCAGCUGUUAUUUUUCAUAUUUUAUAUAGAUUUUAAUUUUGUAAAUUACAGGUUAAAAAAAUUGUUUUGAUAUUAUUUUUGGGAUUUUAUGACAAAAAAUUUAAAUGUAAUUUUUGAUAUUUGUUUAAUUUUAGAGAUUUUCUAUUUUUAUAUACCAAGACUUGUAAUGCAGCUGUAGCACAGAAUAUUGUUCUUGCAAUGACCAAGACGCUUGUAAUUCAUCUAUAAAUUUAAAUGUGUCUUGUUAUGUUAAAGUUAGCAUGUGUUUUUUUAUUUGCAGCUGUUGUUUUUCAUAUUUUAUAUAAUGCAGAUUUUAGUUUUGUAAAUUAGGUUAAACAAUUUGUUUUUAUAUUAUUUUUGGGAUUUUAUUCCAAAAAAUUUAAAUGUAAUUUUUGAUAUUUGUUUAUUUUUAGAGAUUUUCUAUUUUUAUAUACCAACACUUGUAAUGUAGCUGUAGCACAGAAUAUUGUUCUUGCAAUGACAAAGACGCUUGUAAUUCAUCUAUGAAUUUAAAAUGUGUCUUGUUAUGUUAAAGUUAGCAUUAUUUUUUUCAUUCGCAGCUGUUAUUUUUCAUAUUUUAUAUAACGCAGAUUUUAGUUUUGUAAAUUAUAGGGUAAAAAAUUGUUUUGAUAUUAUUUUUGAGAUUUUAUAACAAAAAAUUUAAAUGUAAUUUUUGAUAUUUGUUUAUUUUAGAGAUUUUCUAUUUUUAUAUACGAUAACACAUUAUUAUACUUAUAGAAGGAAG